Messenger RNA from Prorocentrum cordatum, 1050 nucleotides. Lineage: Eukaryota; Dinophyceae; Prorocentrales; Prorocentraceae. The record is from the annotation of a GenBank genome assembly.
AUGCGCACCUCAGUGUGGACGGCUCCGGAUGGCCAGAGCACGAGCGAGGCAAUCAAGACAGUGAUUGCUGAUGGUUUCAAGGCCGCGUUGUGCCAGGGAGGUCUCGGCUACGCGUCCGACGACAUGAAAAUAGGCAUCGAUACGGAUACGUUGGAGAAGUGGUCUGCCAACAUACUCGGACCUCUCACAUCUCUCGAUGUCCGCGGGGGCUUCUUUGCGCAGCUCGCCGUCGAGUCUGCGCUUAAAUCGUUGUCCGAGGAGGGUGACUUCAAUGCUGGAUUUAAGGGCCUUGCCAUGACGCGCAUGAUUAGCGAGAGGAGGUGCAUCACCGAGGUUGCCUACAAAAUCAGGGUCAUGUUGGCCCACGUGAGGAUCAAGCGUAAGCAAUGGAGUAAGUUGCCAAGACCCGCAGACCAGGCCCGAGAACACCCUGCAGGCCUCGUUGCAGUCUAUGAGAAGUUCGCCCAGUCGCCCUCGAAGCAAGCGAGGGCCAAGUGCGAUAAUCCCUUCUUGAGUUUCCAAAGCAACGAGCACGACAACGACGAGAACGACCUCGAGGUGGACGACGAGCCAGUUCCUAUCACUUCGAGCAUCGUGAUGGGAGACCGCGUCUGCUACGCGAAAAUGCUCAUGAGCGACGGGAGGUGCGUCAUCGCCGACAAGUACACGGUAGACGAGAUCGGCUUCAUCGUUGCCCAUUUCCCCAUCACCGACGAGACCUACAGCACGGAGAUCAUGGGGAUUCAUUUGGAACCCCAUGGGCAAUUCAUUUUGCGCCCAGCGAUCCCCGCCACUGCUCCGAAGUUGAAGCGCGGCCUGGGGGUCAGGAAGUCGUACACCUUGAGCCGUGAGGAUGAGAUCUCCAAGAUAUCCGUCAUCUUGAACGUCCAGGCUUUCUACAUUUCUCACGUGGAUCACGUGCCCCCGACCGUCGAGCAGAAAAUCGACAACAAGGGUGGAGUCACGAUGUCCUUCAGGCACGCCCCUGAGGAUACCUGGGAGAUGGCUAAGCUCUUGGCAGGCUGGGCUGUCGAGGGCGGCGCCAGCUAA